Molecule: messenger RNA, 1017 nt
Organism: Exophiala viscosa
Lineage: Eukaryota; Fungi; Ascomycota; Eurotiomycetes; Chaetothyriales; Herpotrichiellaceae
Exons: 3
Coding region: 356-712 (118 amino acids)
Source: RefSeq, a predicted model, not a curated record
ACGAGGCCGGUCCAGCCAAAUCGCCAAGCCCAAGGCGGAAUUGCUUGUAUUGAUGGUUGGUCAAAGACUUGCACAAACAAGUCUAGAUAGCUCUUGGCCUUCACCUGGGAGGGACGAACACGAGCACUUGCAACAAGACUGUUCCCUUUCUCUUCUGUGUCAAUGAUAACGGUAGGUCGCUGAGUGAGCUGGAAAGCUGAACAGAAAGUAUCGAACCGCGAAUCGAAGAUGAGUGCGCAUAUAAAGACGGACCAGCAAUCCACAUGUCCAGGACCAUCAUUUCUCAGCUUCACCUCUCCAGCCGCCUAUCUUCUCAUUCCCCGUUCAUACCUACUCCCGUCCAUACUUGCGCAAAAUGGCAUCAAGUCAGACCGAAAACCUCAAGCUCGCAAAUGCAUGUCUCUUUGUAUUCGCCGUUCGCGACGAUGCCGAGCGCAUCAAGACCACGAAGGAGAUCUUCCAUCCCGACAUCGUCAUGUACGAGGCCGAUCGUGUCAACACCGGGUAUGACGGAUUGGAGGCACGCAUGCAGGAAUUGAUGGCUGGUAAUGACUUUGGCUUCGAAGCCGCCGGGAAACCGGUCGAAAACCACGGCUUGAUCGUUGCGGAUUGGACUUUCGGACCGUCUGGAGGGGAGCCAGUGCUCAGUGGGACGGAUAUUACCUUUGCUGAAGAUGGCAAGAUCAGGAAACUCUGGGUCAAUUUCAAGUAAAAGCGUCGCUUGUUGCGAGGAUAUUAUGUUCGUGAUAGUCCGGCACUCCCUGCCACUCAGAUACGCAUGGAGUUGAUUCCUGGAGGCUUCGACCUUUGCCAGAGUGACACGAUAGCCGAAUUGAAUUGCAUGAAUAUAUCAUGUAUCCUACCAUCGACUGAUCUGAUUUGGUUCACGUAGUGUAGCCAUUGUUACCACAUCUGCACUGGUGGAGCUUACCUAAUCUUCUGCAUACCCUCAGGUGCCCCUACCAGCCUUGUUAGCUCAGACAGAGUCAAUGAAAUAUUCGGCCAUCAGUGUUCGGC